AUGGCAGCUGUGGAGACUCUACUGUGCCUGGGAGCAUGGCUGUCUGCUUGGAGCAUCACCUCUGCAGGUGACAACUCUGUUCCCAGAGUGGAGAACGUCUUCUGGACAUCCCUGGACUUCAAAACCGUUCUCACCUGGACCUGCACCCAACCUGAAAACAACUACACCAUAUGGUACUCUCAGAGUGAAAAUCUUGACUGGAGGGAAAGUUCUGACUGCAGUCAGAUUCCACACCUUGAAUGUGAUCUGACCAACGAACUGGACCCUGUAGACCGGUACUACACAGCUGAUAUACGAGUGGAACAGGAAUCCUUCGACUAUGACUUUUAUGAACAGCCUCACACGCUUUCCUCUCAGUUCAACCCCUACAGAGAGAGUAACAUCAGUGCUGUGAAGUUCUCCUUGGUGGAAGUGAAUGAAACCACAGUGACUAUCAACAUCACAGAUCCUGUGACUUCCAUCCAUCAACAUGGGAAGCAGCUCACCAUCAGAGAUGUCCUCAAAAAGGAUCUCAAGUACAAGAUCAUCUACUAUAAGCCUGGAAGCACAAGAGAGAGAGAAGUCCUGUCUGACUCCAGCACAGCUACGGUGUCAAAGCUGGAUGCAGGACAGAGUUAUUGCUUCAAUGUGGCAGCUUUCAUCCCCAUCAGACCCAAAGCCCAGCAACGUGGAACCUUGAGCAAACAGCUGUGCAGACAGGGAGAUGCACACAUCCUGCAAGAGUUAAGUCUUGGAGCUUGGGUUGGCAUCAUCUUCAUAUUAAUCAUAGUAUUCAUCAUCACCAUCACAGUGACUGUCAUCUGCUGUCGGAGACACCAGCGAAGAAACAGAACCCUCCAAACAUCCCAAUCUUCAUCCCCCAUUUAA
This is a messenger RNA of Nematolebias whitei (Rio pearlfish), 867 nucleotides long. RefSeq names its product tissue factor. Gene Ontology annotation, cellular component: membrane. Lineage: Eukaryota; Metazoa; Chordata; Actinopteri; Cyprinodontiformes; Rivulidae. The record is from RefSeq and is a predicted model, not a curated record. Bases 1 to 867 code for a protein of 288 amino acids. Gene Ontology annotation, molecular function: protein binding. Gene Ontology annotation, biological process: blood coagulation. The transcript has 7 exons.